UUACAGAAUGAAUAGGAGUAAAAGCAAAAGAAAAACGCUGCGCCUGGACUGGACUGGAGCACGGCCGGGGAGCUUUAUUAUAGUUGAGCAGCACGUACAGCAGCAGCCUGCAACAUCUAUAAACCUGUCGACGCCACCAACCGCGGCAGCAGAGCGCAUCACGCAGCUCGCCGUUGACUCGCGACUGCUACCACUACUUCACUCCGGAGUGCCGCCGAUUCAGGAAGGAAGGAAGGCAACGGCAAAGGGCUCCGGAACGGAGGAGAAAUGGCCGCCGCUUCCAUCGCGCUUCACCCUCCACGGCUCCAAGGCCCAGGGAAAGCUGCACUCCCUCCUCGCAUACCAAACAGGAGCAGAGUCACUGUCAGCGGUACAAGGAGCUUCGCCACCAGAGCCGGCUCGAAUCCGGGGAACGUGAGCAUCCCGAAGCAAUGGUACAACCUGGUGGCCGACCUGCCGGUGAAGCCGCCGCCGCAGCUGCACCCGCAGACGCACCAGCCGCUGAAACCCAGCGACCUGUCCCCUCUCUUCCCCGACGAGCUCAUCCGCCAGGAGCUCACCGAGGAGCGGUUCGUCGACAUCCCGGAAGAGGUCCGCGACGUCUACGAGCUCUGGCGCCCCACGCCGCUCAUCCGGGCCAAACGCCUAGAGAAACUUCUCGGCACGCCGGCGAAGAUCUACUACAAGUACGAAGGCACUAGCCCGGCAGGGUCGCACAAGGCCAACACGGCCGUGCCGCAGGCGUUCUACAACGCCGCGGCGGGGGUGAAGAGCGUCGUCACCGAGACCGGCGCCGGGCAGUGGGGCAGCGCGCUCUCCUUCGCCAGCACGCUCUUCGGCCUCACCUGCGAGGUCUGGCAGGUGCGCGCGUCCUACGACCAGAAGCCGUACCGAAGGCUGAUGAUGGAGACCUGGGGAGCCAAGGUGCACCCUUCGCCGUCGGAGGCCACGGAGUCCGGGCGGAAGCUUCUCGCGGCGGACCCGAGCAGCCCGGGCAGCCUCGGCAUGGCGAUCUCGGAGGCGGUGGAGGUCGCGGCCACCAAUGGGGACACCAAGUACUGCCUCGGCAGCGUGCUCAACCACGUGCUGCUUCACCAGACCGUCAUCGGCGAGGAGUGCCUGGAGCAGCUGGCCGCCAUUGGCGACACCCCUGACGUCGUCAUCGGCUGCACCGGCGGCGGCUCCAACUUCGGGGGGCUCGCGUUCCCCUUCAUGCGCGAGAAGCUUGCUGGCAGGAUUAACCCGGUGUUCAAGGCCGUCGAGCCCGCGGCCUGCCCGACGCUCACCAAGGGGGUUUAUGCUUAUGACUAUGGCGACACGGCCGGGCUCACGCCGCUCAUGAAGAUGCACACGCUUGGGCAUGGCUUUGUCCCCGAUCCCAUCCACGCAGGUGGGCUUCGUUACCAUGGAAUGGCACCUCUGAUCUCUCAUGUGUAUGAGCUUGGGUUCAUGGAAGCUAUGUCCAUACAGCAAACCGAAUGCUUCGAAGCUGCCUUGCAAUUUGCGCGGACGGAGGGGAUCAUCCCGGCGCCGGAGCCGACGCACGCCAUCGCGGCGGCGAUCAGAGAAGCGCUGGAGUGCAAGAGAACAGGGGAGGAGAAGGUCAUCCUCAUUGCGAUGUGCGGCCACGGCCACUUCGACCUCGCCGCCUACGACCGGUACCUGAGAGGCGACAUGGUUGAUCUGUCGCACUCCUCCGAGAAGCUGAAGGAGUCGCUAGCCGCCAUUCCCAAGGUCUGAUGCUACCUGGAGAUUGGCAGAAGAAAUAGCACCGUGGAAACAAAAUAAGAUGAAUAACGUGACAGCUUGAUGAGCCUAGGCAUGUCGGGUUUUAUCUGCUGCCAAAAUUAUACAGGGUGCAUGGCCAAAAUAAAACCGAAUCAAUAAAAGAAUUUCUACUGCUCCCUCGAUCUCCAAA
This is a messenger RNA of Brachypodium distachyon (stiff brome), 1918 nucleotides long. RefSeq names its product tryptophan synthase beta chain 2. The transcript has 4 exons. NCBI's taxonomy places the organism in Eukaryota, Viridiplantae, Streptophyta, Magnoliopsida, Poales, Poaceae. The coding region runs from base 268 to 1740 and encodes 490 amino acids. Gene Ontology annotation, molecular function: tryptophan synthase activity; pyridoxal phosphate binding; L-serine hydro-lyase (adding indole, L-tryptophan-forming) activity. Gene Ontology annotation, biological process: L-tryptophan biosynthetic process. The record is from RefSeq and is a predicted model, not a curated record.